Messenger RNA from Arvicola amphibius (Eurasian water vole), 807 nucleotides. RefSeq names its product RASD family member 2 (gene Rasd2). The transcript has 2 exons. Gene Ontology annotation, molecular function: GTP binding; GTPase activity. NCBI's taxonomy places the organism in Eukaryota, Metazoa, Chordata, Mammalia, Rodentia, Cricetidae. Bases 7 to 807 code for a protein of 266 amino acids. The record is from RefSeq and is a predicted model, not a curated record.
CGAGCCAUGAUGAAGACCUUGUCCAGCGGGAAUUGCACUCUCAGCGUGCCCGCCAAGAACUCCUACCGGAUGGUGGUGCUGGGUGCCUCCCGUGUGGGCAAGAGCUCUAUCGUUUCCCGCUUCCUCAAUGGCCGCUUUGAGGACCAGUACACGCCCACCAUCGAGGACUUCCAUCGAAAGGUGUACAACAUCCACGGGGACAUGUACCAGCUGGACAUCCUGGACACCUCUGGCAACCACCCGUUCCCUGCCAUGCGUAGGCUGUCCAUCCUCACAGGAGAUGUCUUCAUCCUGGUGUUCAGCCUAGAUAGCCGGGAGUCCUUCGAUGAGGUCAAGCGCCUCCAGAAGCAGAUCCUUGAGGUCAAGUCCUGCCUGAAGAAUAAGACCAAGGAGGCAGCAGAGCUUCCCAUGGUGAUCUGUGGGAACAAGAAUGACCACAGUGAGCUCUGCCGCCAGGUCACCGCCAUGGAGGCUGAGCUGCUGGUGUCUGGGGAUGAGAACUGCGCCUACUUUGAGGUGUCGGCUAAGAAGAACACGAACGUGAACGAGAUGUUCUAUGUGUUGUUCAGCAUGGCCAAGCUGCCGCACGAAAUGAGCCCCGCACUGCACCAUAAGAUCUCUGUGCAGUAUGGUGAGGCCUUCCAUCCCCGACCCUUCUGCAUGCGCCGCAACAAGGUCGCAGGUGCCUAUGGCAUGGUUUCACCCUUUGCCCGCCGUCCCAGUGUCAACAGUGACCUCAAGUACAUCAAAGCCAAGGUCCUACGGGAGGGUCAGGCCCGAGAGAGGGACAAGUGCAGCAUCCAAUGA